This is a messenger RNA of Pantherophis guttatus, 5528 nucleotides long. The record is from RefSeq and is a predicted model, not a curated record. NCBI's taxonomy places the organism in Eukaryota, Metazoa, Chordata, Lepidosauria, Squamata, Colubridae.
GAUGAACCUGUGGCCGGUCUUACCUCAUCUUCUAUCCUGGUUGGAGAGGGCUUCCCUAGUCUGGCUCCGUCAGCUUCGUGACCGUCUACCCCCAGAGGACGCACGGUUGCAACAAGACGUGGCUAAGUUGGUGGCGGCGGCCGAAUAUUCGGCAGAUGCUUCUUUGGAUGCGGCUAAGUUGGCAUCAAGAGCGUUGGCUUCCAUGGUGUCCUCUCGUCGCCUCUUGUGGUUGCGCAACUGGAGGGAUGACAUUAAAUCGAAAUGGCGUCUUAUUGCUGCUCCCUAUAAGGGUACCUCUCUCUUUGGUGAUUCCUUGGACUCGGUUCUAGUAGAGAACAGGGGUAAGAAAAAAGUCCUGCCCUCGGCCUUUCAACGUCCAGAUAGACGGUACUCCCUGUACCCGAGGCAGUCCUUUCGUCAUGACCAAGGAACCAGCGGUUCCUCUUUUCAUCGAUCAAUGUCUUCCAUCUACCAGCCAGCCUCCGACCGGGCUUCUUUUCGGGACCGAGGCAGACGUCAAUCCAAUUUCCGCUGUCCAUUCAGGGCUUCCUCCGGCCGCUAUUCCCGUCGGGAAAAGUGACUCCUGGCUCCCGAUUUCCAUUGGGGGCAAGUUGCAGGCCUUUUACCAUCAGUGGGAGACUACCACUUCGGAUGCAUGGAUACUUCGCACAGUUACCAGUGGCCUGCUAUUAGAGUUCACCUCCACCCCCCCCGACCCACUUCGUCCAGUGCCCCUGGCCUUCCCAACCGGCCAAACACCGACUUUUGUCUCUAGAAAUACAACAUCUUCUUCAAAUAGAGGCUAUAGAGCCGGUCCCAACGCAUCAGGAGCAGACGGGGUUUUAUUCCACCUUAUUCCUGGUCCUGAAGAGUUCCGGGAGUUAGAGAGGAAUUCUAAACUUAAAAAGCGACUGAACAAUGAUAUUCUAUACCGUCGCUUCAAGAUGCACUUGCUCAAGUCUCUGCUGGGAUACAUCCGCCAGGGAGACCUGCUGCAGUCGAUCAAUCUAAAGGAAGCUUACCUUCAUGUGCCCGUUCAUCCGGGCCACUGACAAUUCCUGCGUUUUGCCUUUUCCAACGACCACUUCCAGUACAAGGCGAUGCCGUUUGGCCUCUUGUCGGCGCUGCGCACAUUCACAAAGAUCUUGGUGGCUCUUGCGGCAUUUCUCAGGGAGGUCCCUGUAUGGCUGGUUUGCUACCUGGACGACAUUCUGAUUCUUUCGUCUUCGAUCAGGCAGACAAGGACAGACAACUUGUGAUCCAGGUUCUGCAAUGCCACGGCUUCACCCUGAAUCUUGACAAGAGCCACCUUUGUCCCACCAUGAGACUUUUACAUCUCGGAGCGGUGAUCGACUCCGCUCAGGGCCUGGUCUACCUCUCGCCCGAUCGACAGUCCAGCAUUCGGGACCUGGUGGCACAGGUGUUGGCACACAAGAAAUCGCCCCUGCUUCUGCUGUCUCAACUUCUGGGGAAGCUCAUCUCGUGCAUUGCUGUCGUUCCGUGGGCAUGUUACCAUUUACAUCAUCUUCAGUGGUUUCUACUCCCGUUCCAACGACAAGGGUGGGGGGAGUCUCUUUCCAAGGUCACUGUACCUGCACGAGUACGGCUUUCUCUCCGUUGAUGGCUGUCUCCGGCCCUACUUCAGGGGUCUCUCUUCCUGGAACUGGAGCGUGUCGUCUUGACCACAGAUGCCAGUCUGCACGGAUGGGGUGCCCAUCUACAAUGUCAACUUGCGCAAGGCACCUGGUCUCCCGUGGAAAAACUCCACAGUAUCAACUGGCUGGAUCUACGGGCCGUGCGGCUAGUGCUGGCACACUUCCAUCACCAAAUGCUACACAAACACGUUCUGAUACUCAUUGACAACAUGGCAACGAAGGCACACGUCAACCAUCAAGGGGGCACGCGUUCCUUGUCGUUGAUGUAGGAGAUGGAGAGGUUGAUGUCAUGGGCAGAGCGUCAUCUCCUUUCUCUGAAGGCGGAGCAUAUCUCCGGCAAACUCAACCGAGAGGCAGACUGGCUCAGUCGGGACCAGUUAGAUCACUCGGAAUGGAGACUGGAUCCUCGACUGUUUCAGGAUCUGUCUCGCUGGUUCGGGACUCCAGUUCUAGAUCUAUUUGCGACCCAGCACUACACACAGCUGCCAAGGUUCUUCUCCCGCUUCCCAACACCGGGUGCAGAAGGACACGACGCUCUUUGAUCUCCGUGACCUCACGGGCUUCUCUACGCCUUCCCCCCAAUCCCGGUCAUUCCCAAGGUGAUCCAGAAAGUGAUCAGGGAGUGGGCAGAUCUACUUCUUGUGGCGCCACAUUGGCCUCGUCGGGCGUGGUUCGACGAUAUUCUGUCCCUGUCCGUCGGGGAACCGUGGCAAAUUCCACCGGAUCAGAUUUCUCUCACUCAAGGCGCCGUACACCAUCCAGAACCAGAAUGGCUUUGUUUGACCGUCUGGCGCUUGAAAGGAUACGUCUGACUAAGAGUCAUCUGUCAAGCGAAGUUAUCUCGAUCAUCCAAACUGCCAGACGGCCGUCGACGGUCCACAUAUAUAAUGCGUCUUGGAAGGCCUUUGCCAGGUGUUGCGCUCUUCACCAUGUAGAUCCAACCUCGGCCACAGUCCCAGAUGUCUUGCAAUUCCUACAUUCGGGCUUCGCAGACGGUCUAGCCCCUUCCACACUCAAGGUAGCCGCCUUGGCGACAGUUCUCAUUGGAGACAACCAACAGUCCUUGUCUCAUGAUUCUCGAAUCAAAUCCUUUCUCCAAGGUGCGUCGCAUCUCCGUCCUCCGGCGAUACACCGCUAUCCGACAUGGGACUUGACACUGGUUCUGCAGGAUUUGACAUCAGCUCCAUUUGAACCUAUUUGUACGGCCAGUCUUCGAUUUCUCACCUUGAAGAUGGCUUUCUUGUUGGCUAUAACAUCUGCUCGACGAGUCUCUGAGAUUGCUGCCUUUUCUAUUAGAAGUGACCUUUGUGUAUUUUAUCAAGACCGUGUGGUUCUUCGAUUAGACCCGGCGUUUAUUCCUAAAAUUAAUACUCCUUUCCAUCGAGUGCAGGAUAUUGUGCUUCCUAAUUUCUGCCCGGACCCACGUCACCCUUCAGAAAAACGUUGGCACACGUUGGACGUGCGGAAGGCCUUGAAACGUUAUAUUAGUCGUACUGCUUCCUUCCGGAAGACUGAAGCAUUGCUAGUGUCAUUUCUGCCCUCCUCUCUAGGCUAGAAGGUUUCAUCUGCAACGAUAGGCCGAUGGCUUAAGGCCUGUAUUUCUAAGGCUUAUGAACUGCGAGGGGAUCCUGUUCCAGCUCGGAUCUUGCUUCAUUCCACGCGCAGUGCUGCUACUUCAGUGGCCUGGGCCACCCAGGCAUCUAUCGACGACAUUUGUCGUGCGGCCGCUUGGUCCUCGAUUUCCUCCUUUGUCAGGCAUUACCAUUUAGAUGUUUAUGCUUCGGCUGAUGCCGCCUUCGGCAGGAGGGUUUUACAAUCAGUAAUUUCUCCCCUCGGCCAGGAAGGGGCUUCGAUCCCUGCCCAACGGACUUAAACUUGGGUAUAUCCCAGACGUAGGAAUGUCUGAGCAGCGAGUCAGGAAAAUGGACAUUGCUUACCUGAACGUCCCUUUUAUGCUCGCUGCGAAGACAUUCCGGCCUGCCCGUCAUCUCGCCUUCUCCUGGCCUUGGUGGGGUUCUUUCUUUGUUUCCCUCUGCAGCUGUGGACUCCCGAGAUUCGAUCUGUUGCUACACACUCUUGUCUGUGCACGUUGUCUUUGCGAAAAGACUGGGGACUACCGAGAGGGAGUGCCGAGACCAGCUUCAGAGGGGGUUGAUUGGCACUCAGUCAAGCAAAUCACAGACAAGCUGUCCCCAGACAUAGGAAUGUCUUCACAGCGAGCAUAAAAGGGACGUUCAGAUAAGCAACGUCCAUUCUAUAAUAAAAACGACGUCGUCAGCAAAGGCUUGGAGUUUAUACUCCUCUUUUUUGUCUUUCAAUCCUUUUAUUUCUUUGUCUUUUCUAAUUUCAUUUACUAAUGUUUCUAAAGAUAAUAUGAACAGUAGUGGGGAUAGGGGGCAUCCCUGUCUCACUCCUUUUGAUAUUGUAAAUUGUUCUGUCAUGUCUCUGUUUAUCAUUAUUUUUGCAGUUUGGGAGGAGUAAAUCUUCUUAAUCAUAUUUAAAAAUUUGUCACCGAAUUUCAUGUUUUCCAAUUGUAAUAUGAAGAAUUUCCAAUUUAAGUUGUCAAAAGCCUUCUGCGCGCCCAAAAACAUUAAUGCCAAUUGUUUAUCUGAGUUUUUUUCAUAGUAUUCCAAGACAUCGAUUAUUAAACUCAUAUUGUUUUUUAUUUGCCUUUUUGGAAGGAAGCUGUUCUGAUCUGGGUGAAUAUGCUCAUUAAUUACUCUUUUUAGUCUCUCUGUGAUAAUCAGUGUAAAUAAUUUGUAAUCUACGUUUAAUAGCGAUAUCGGCCUGUAGUUUUUGAUUUGUGUUUGAUCUAUUUCUUCUUUUGGAAUAAAUGUAAUGAUAGCUUCAGUCCAAGAUUUGGGGAUUGUGGCUUUCAAGAGUGCAUCAUUAAAGGUUUCAAGUAAGAUUUCAUCUAUUGGGUGUUGACAUGUUUUGUAAAAUUCUGCCGGUAUGCCAUCUGGUCCUGGAGUUUUAUUGUUUUUUUGUUUUUUCUUUGUCUCUAUUAAUUCCAUCAUGGUAAUUGGUCUAUUCAGUAACUCUCUAUGUGUUUCUUCUAAUCCUUGGGUGUUUGUUUUAUUUAAAUAUUCUUUAAUAACUUCUUCCAAGAUCUCUUCUUGUUCAUAUAAAUUUUGGAAAAAAGUUUUUGCUAUUUUCUUUUUAUCUUCGUUUCUAUAGUAUAUCUCUCCUGUGUCGUCUUGCAGUUGGUGUAUUGUUCCCUUCUCUUUUUCUUUUUUCAAUUUGUACACCAUCCAACGUCCUGUUUCGUUUGCGUGUUCAAAGUGGUUCUGUUUUGCUAAUUUGAUUUUCCUUGCUAUUUCUGUUUGUGUGAUCAGAUUAAUUUUAUGUUUUGUCAAAUUUAUUUUUCCUUUAACUGUUUUAUUUUGAGGUUCUUUCUGUAACUCAGAUUCAUAUUUUUUAAGUUCUUUUAAAAAAUUAUCUCUUAUUUGUUGUUUAUCUUUAUUUUUCUUCGCUGUGUAUGCAAUUGUCAAGCCUCUUAUAUAGGCCUUUGCCAUAUCCCAUAAAUUUUGGAGUGAGAUUUACUCUUUUGUAUUUAUCUUGAAGAAUAUAUUCAUUUCUUUUUCAAUCAUCUGUGAAUAAUCUUUAUCUUUUAAUAUUUCCUUGUUCAUCAUCCAUCUUCUCUUUCUUUGGUAUCCUUUCCAUAUUACUUUUACCGGAUUAUGGUCUGCCCAAGUAUUUGUCAAUAUUUCUACUUCCUCUAAGUCUUUUCUGAGUUCUGUCAUCAUCCAAACCAUGUCUAUUCUAGACCACGAUUGGUGUGGGCUAGAAUAGAAUGUAUACUGUUUUUUUUCUUUAAUCACCUCCCUCCAUACGUCUUGCAGCUGUAGUUCCUGUGUCAUGUCUUUGAAGGUA